AUGGCUGCGAUCCAUGGGGCUGCUGGCGUUGCCAUUGUGCCCUCUUUGUCAAGGAUCUAUGUGUCCUUGAUGAGCACCACAACGGGUGUGCCACCGUCGAACAUGCCGAAGUGGGCCAUCGAACGAAACGAAGAGUCGGCCGUGUUUGCGCUCAGCUACUUUUGGCUGCGCGACAUGAAUACCGUGAAGGACAAGGUUUACGAACUUAACAUCGGUCACUGUAGUGUUGCCCAGUGGGAGCAGCACUUUCGCGAUGUCUCCUCCGCGAUGUACAGAAGGAAUCCUCCAGUUGUUGGUGGGUUCGGAUGCACAGUGGAAAUUGACGAAACGCUGGUGGCGAGAAGGAAGUACAAUCGUGGCCGAUGGGUACGCAGACACCAGUGGCUUUUUGGCGGUAUCGAGAGAGGGAGCGGACAAGCAUUUCUGAGGCUAGUGCGAAGGAGGGACGCUCCGACUCUGCUUCGUCUUAUCGGAAAGUAUAUAAGACCUGGCACGACGAUUAUUAGUGACUGCUGGAGGGCAUACAGUCAGAUCGCCGCACUGCCCAAUGCUUACCGGCACCUCCAGGUCAAUCACCAGUUGAGUUUUGAGACCCACAAACUGGUGUCCAUACACAAAACGUAG
Messenger RNA from Haemonchus placei, 624 nucleotides. Lineage: Eukaryota; Metazoa; Nematoda; Chromadorea; Rhabditida; Trichostrongylidae. The record is from the annotation of a GenBank genome assembly.